AUGCAGCACCACUCCCCCUCCAGUGCAGCACCACUCCCCCUCCACUGCUGCUACCACUGCUGGUGUCACUGCUGGCCUUCCCUUUCUGCUCGCACUGCUGCUGCCACCGGUAGUGUCACCGCAUGCCUCUUCCCUACUCCCUUCGCUGGUGUCACUGCGGGUGCCACCUCCAAUGCAGCAGCAGCAGCACUAAUCCCCUCCCAGCAGCAGCCCCACUCCACCACUUCACAGCACCAGCAGCAGCAGCACAUGGGAGGGAGGCAGCAUCAUUUUCUCCCACUGCUGCUCCUCUGCUCCUCUGCAGUAGCACACGGGAAGGGUGGCACUGCUGCUGCCACUGCUGCAGCGGCGUGGGCCACUGCAGCUGUGCAGCAGCAGCACGCAGGAGGCGGUAACAGCUCGCAGCUGGCUAGUGUCGAUUUCACAGCCGUGCCUGUGUGCCUUCUCCCCUCCAUGCCUUCUCCCCUCCAUGCCUUCUCCCCUCCAUGCCUUCUCCCCUCCAUGCCUUCUCCCCUCCAUGCACCCAGCAGCGUUGAAGGCCAGCAGCAGCAGCAGCACCACCUCCCAACGCAGCAGCAGCACACGGGUGCAGCUUGCACCUUGCUGUUGCCAACUCUGGCCCCUUCUCUGCGCCUCUGCUCUAUUCACCUGCUCAUCACCUCUCUUGCAGUGGCCUUCUCUUCUGCACACGGGAGGGAGGCAGCAUCAUUUUCUCCCGCUACUGCUCCUCUGCUCAUCUGCAGUAGCACACGGGAAGGGUGGCCUUCUCUUCUGCUGCCACUGCUACCACUGCUGGUCCCACUGCUUGCACUCCCUUCUGCUGCCUCGGCUGCUGAAACCACAGCGUUGGGGGGAAUCGCAGCUGCGCAGUUCUCUGCUCCUCUGCUCCUUUGGCCUUCCCCCCUCCGUGCCUUCUCCUCCGUGCCCUCUGCUCCGUAUCUCUCCAAUGCUCCAUCUCCUUCCUCUUCUCCAUCAUCUCCUUUGUCUCUCCUUCCUCUCUUCUGCUGCUCUGUCUCCUGUGCUGCUGUGAAAUGGGAAGAGGCAGGCACAGGGCUGAUGAGCGCAUAA
Molecule: messenger RNA, 1068 nt
Organism: Closterium sp. Naga37s-1
Lineage: Eukaryota; Viridiplantae; Streptophyta; Zygnematophyceae; Desmidiales; Closteriaceae
Source: the annotation of a GenBank genome assembly